Molecule: messenger RNA, 1913 nt
Organism: Microdochium trichocladiopsis
Lineage: Eukaryota; Fungi; Ascomycota; Sordariomycetes; Xylariales; Microdochiaceae
Exons: 2
Coding region: 412-1824 (470 amino acids)
Source: RefSeq, a predicted model, not a curated record
UUCCUCUGCCGGCAGCAGCAGCAGCCACCCACGCUUGCCCCGAGUGCUGACGCCACCCUGCGCUUCUUCUUGUUCUUGUUGUUGGACUCUCACGAGAACAGACCUGCAAGACAUAAGAAACCGCCGUGCCCCGUGUUUCAUUCACAGUCUGCCCACGCCAAGAGAGCCCCCAGCUGGGAUCGCCGCCCACAGUGACUCUCUCUGCAAACCCCUGGAUUCUCGCGGCACAAUUUCCGGAGCAACGCGCGUGGGGGUGAUCGACAUUGCUCCCUCAACGGCGCCCGCCACGUGCGAUCAGCAAGAAAAUCGGCUCCAGCCUGUCCACCUUGGACGUCACAUCCCAACACGCCCACGGCUGGCGGGUGUCACUGUCGCUGUCGCUGUCGUUGCAUCACGGGCUCGUCCUCUGCCAUGCGCGCCGCCCGCGCCUCGCCCGCGCACCGGCGCAUCAGUGGCACGACCCUGCUCCUCGCCCUCUCCGCGGUCCUCGCCCUCAGCUCCGUCGCCGUCGCCGGCACGACGGGCGGCGGCUUGUAUCACGUCCUGCGGCACGAAGAGACGCAUCGCGCCUUGCGGCAGAAAGGCGUCGCCGCUGCUGCUGUCCGUGCCAGCAACGACGACGAUGCCGCCUCCUUACCACCAGCCUCGCCGCCAGCGUCCACAACACCGUCACCACCAGCCUCGACGACACAGUGCAUCCCCGAUGGGAAGCCCAACCCAAUCAGCCACCUCUGGCCCAGCGAUGUCAGCGGAAACCUCAACGGCACCACCCUCAUCGUCCCCAUCCCGCUCGCCCAGGCCCGGCAGGCCAUCCCGUCCGAGUACGGCCUCCUCGAGCACCAGUGGCGAGAGUGGCUGCCCGGGUUCCCCAUGGGCAUGUACCCCAUGAUGGCGGUCGCCGUGUAUGACCACGACCUGAGGUUUCCGGCGUAUAGCAUGUCGCCACCAAGCUUUUCGCGCGCCGCCCUCGAGUUCCCCUUUGUCGACGCCCUCAACGAUGGUCACAGCGCCUUCCGCUGGGCGGCAAACAUGCUCCUCACGGCCGGCUCCCCAGCUGUAGAGGGCACCGAGGCGUUUGGCGUCAAUGUGUACCCGGCGGCGUUUGACCCGCCGUGCCACGCGUACCGGGCUGGCCGUAGCGGAAGCGAUGGCGACAGGCAUGAGCCGGGCCUGGCUACCUUCAGAGCGUGGUCAAACGCCGAGUCCGGAAGUCCCGGUAACAACAACAAUACCAGUAGCACCACCGCUCUGCCGUCGUCGGCAGCGGCGACCACGCUCGCGAAAGCGGGAAGAAAAUCCUGCGGCGGGUCCGGACCAGGCCAUGGCGAAACCCCCGGCGACAGUCAUGAUGAACCGUGGAAAAGCGCCUCGCGGUCACUUUACUUUGAGACCCGUCCUGCCCUGCUAGCCGAAGAAGCGGGCGCGUUCCCCUACCCGUUCCAGUUUCUCGUCAACAUCACCAACCAGCCCGUCUUUGCCGAGCCGAGCAUCUGCGACAACUACAAGCGCCUCUUCAACACGACGCUCACGACCGACCCGGCCAACGCGCCCGUGCAGGUCGUCGGCUCGGUAAGGGGCAACCUGGAACCCUUUGGCCCCUGGGGCAUUGGUGCCGCUGCCGCCUAUCCUUCUCCUCCCAGCAGUGCCGGCACAGGCAACAGCGGGAAUAACAUCGCAGGGGGGGAGGUGGUGAUCCCGCACGUCUGGUCUGGGGUGUACGGGUGGCGCCUUGCCACGGCGUUCUUGGAACCCCCCGUGCCGGACACUUGUGCGCAGUUGAAGGGGUACAUGGGGACCGGGCCGGGAGAUUCUGCCAUGCCGUAAGCAUGGGGCGUUUUUUUUUUGUCGAUUCUAUCCAGGGUGGUGUUCGUUCGACCGGGCCGAAUGGGUGGUUUUUCGCGCACCCCGUCGGA